Molecule: messenger RNA, 2742 nt
Organism: Coregonus clupeaformis (lake whitefish)
Lineage: Eukaryota; Metazoa; Chordata; Actinopteri; Salmoniformes; Salmonidae
Product: F-box/WD repeat-containing protein 2
Exons: 8
Coding region: 305-1669 (454 amino acids)
Molecular function (GO): protein binding
Source: RefSeq, a predicted model, not a curated record
AAUGUUAAGCAUUACCUAACCUUUAAUUAACAGGCUUCGGAAAGAAGCAGGUUCCCUGAUUCCAGCUAGCCAGAAAAGCUAACUAACGUUUUCUUGUUUUCUCAGCUGAUAAACUUUUUGACAUAUCUAGAUAAGUUGACUUUUCUGACUAAGUGUUCUAUUGUAAGAGUUUUUGUUUUGUAGAAUGACAGGCCAAGAAUACGUUUUUCCUGUCUGCCUUGGCUAGCUAGCUUGUGAGCUAGCUAGCGUAAUACCUCCUACCGAUACGGGUUCAACGGGAAAUGGUCGACGUUCUCAUGUGCCCAUGGAGAAGGCGGCCUUUGAGGGGUGGCUGGAGUCAGUCUCCGCCUCUUUCCUCACGCUUAGUGACCAGCAGCGCAACCAGUCCCUGGACCAGCUCAUCUCGCUGAGUAAUGCUGUCCAGCUCCGGCACCUGUCCAAUGGGCUGGAGGCGCUGCUUAAGAGGGACUUCCUGCGCCUGUUGCCCCUGGAACUCACUUUCUACCUGUUGCGCUGCCUGGACCCGCAGACCCUGCUUACCUGCUGCCUGGUGUGCAAGCAGUGGAACAAGGUGAUCAGCGCGUGCACGGAGGUGUGGCAGGGCGUGUGUCGGGACCUGGGCUGGCGCAUCGACGACUCCAUCCAGGAUGCGUCCCACUGGAAGGGUGUCUACCUCAAGGCCAAGCUGCGCAUGAUGCAGCUGAAGAACCAGGAGGCGUUUGAGACGUCGUCGCUCAUUGGGCACAGUGCGCGCGUCUACGCCCUAUACUACAAGGACGGCCUUCUCUGCACAGGCUCUGAUGACCUUUCUGCCAAAUUGUGGGACGUCCGCACCGGGCAGUGCAUUUACGGCAUUCAGACGCACACCUGCGCCACGGUGAAGUUUGACGAGCAGAAGCUGGUGACGGGGUCCUUUGACAACACCAUCGCCUGCUGGGAGUGGAGCACGGGGGCCAAGAUCCAGCAGUUCCGUGGGCACACGGGUGCAGUGUUUAGCGUGGACUACAAUGAUGAUCUGGACACGCUGGUGAGCGGCUCGGCCGACUUCUCUGUGAAGGUGUGGGCCCUGUCAGCAGGCGCCUGCCUCAACACCUUGACGGGACACACCGAGUGGGUCACCAAGGUGAUUCUCCAGAAGAGUGAAGUAGAAUCCAUGGUACACUGUCCUGGUGACUACAUCCUGUUGAGUUCAGAUAAAUAUGAAAUAAAGGUUUGGCCUAUAGGCAGGGAAAUCAACUGCAAGUGCUUGAAGACCCUGUCCGUGUCAGAGGACCGCAGUGUGUGUCUGCAGCCUCGCCUGCAGUUUGACGGCCGCUACAUUGUCUGUAGCUCGGACCUGGGGGUCUACCAGUGGGACUUCGCCAGCUUCGAUAUCCUCAGGGUCAUCAAAACGCAGGACCCCGCCAACCUCUCCCUGCUCAGCUUCGGCGAGGUGUUCUCGCUCCUCUUCGACACUGACUUCCUGUAUGUCAUGGACCUGAGGACAGAAACUAUAACGGGCCGCUGGCCCCUGCCCGCCUACAGGAAGUCCAAACGAGGCUCCAGCUUCCUGCCGGGAGUCACCUCCUGGCUCAAUGGGCUGGAUGGGAGAAAUGACUCUGGCCUCGUGUUCGCCACCAGCAUGCCCGAUCAUAGCAUUCACUUGGUUCUGUGGAAGGAAAACGGAUAAAAAAAAUACCACUAGAGGUGAAACCUACAAUGGCUAGGUUGUCAAUUGCCAUGUAAACGGGGUGCUCCGACUUUUGAAACUCGCAGCCAAGUUAGAUAAUGCAUGGACCAAAGUGUUAAUGUUUUUCUACCUUUUCUUUCUCGACACAUGCUCUCAUAUACAAACAUCAUGCAACAUGCUUUCAGAAAGAGUAUCGGAGAUGGUUUCACCAACCGAAACGCUGCUAUGAAUACAAGGGGAUGAAAGGCCUGGUUCAGAGGGCAAAGGCAGCGGUUGGUUUUAGUUCCAGCCCUGCCAUGGGCUCUCUUGAAGGAAAGACUAGGACCGGGAGGGUGGCUGAAUGAAGACUGAACUCUCUAAAAACUGCGUGGUCAAGUCAGGCUCUACAGCUGUAGAUAUUUCCCCUGUAUUACUAUGUAUUGGGACCUUUAAUCUUCGGACAGGGUUCUUCAAGCAGCUAAGAGGCAGGGAGUUGCCUUAACACAGUACUACUUUACAAUGAAAUACAAUAUGACUGUGUCCUAGGUUUUUCAUAGACUGACCAACCAUCCCCAUGAGAGUUCCAUGUUGACAUUUUCAAAGUGGUUUGGUGCAUUGGAUUUGUACAAUGUGAAGCGUUUGUUGGAUAUUCAGUGUAGCUCCAUUGUUUAAUGCUUUUCUUAGGGGUGCUUGUUUUAAAGUCAACUUGAGAAAUGUUGUCAUGUGCCUUUAUAUUUGAUUUAAAUAUCCAUCUGUGUAAUAAGAAACAAACUAGAAUUCCAUUAUUACCCAGGCACAUUGCAAUAAGAUAAUGACUGCGUUGUAAUUUUAUUAUUUGAAUCUUUCAUACUCACCAUACUAUAACCAACCGCAUACAAUGUAUUUCUAAUACCACUAUUUACCCUACAUGAUUCACUUGAAUAUUUCUUGUGAAUUGCGGUAUUGAAGUUAAGACCAAGUUAUGUUCCAGGUUAUUUUUCUAAAGGCUUUGAGGUUGGAAGUUUGCACAAUGUAGUGAUUGAGAGGUGGACAAUUGGUUAUCUACUUGGAAGUCAAUGCAAGGCUUGACUGCUACAGUGCCUUCAGAAAGUAUU